Molecule: messenger RNA, 3335 nt
Organism: Podarcis raffonei (Aeolian wall lizard)
Lineage: Eukaryota; Metazoa; Chordata; Lepidosauria; Squamata; Lacertidae
Gene: LRRC56
Product: leucine rich repeat containing 56
Exons: 14
Coding region: 401-2374 (657 amino acids)
Molecular function (GO): protein binding
Source: RefSeq, a predicted model, not a curated record
UGCUCAUGACUAUGUAAUGUGCGUAUUCAAAUCGAGCCGUUGCCGGGGCAACCCGAGGCCCUGUUACUCACGCGAAUCCCUGGAAGUACCUGAGGAGGCAGCGCGGGCCCGGGAACGGAGGGAACCCAAGGCUCGCUCCUUCGCUGGGGCUUUUUUUUGGCGGGAGCAGCCCCUUCUGUUUCUUUGGUCCUCUUACUCUGGGGGUAAGGGAAAGGGGAGGGGCGCCACCUUUUUGCAGCCCCAGGAGACAUGAAGCCGAGAUUAACACCAGAGAGAGAGAAAACAUCUUUGUACUGAAAAUGGAAAGAGUGCUUGCAAAUUGACCUGCUUGCUGGACAGUGCUACAUCCGUUACACUCCUUUAGUUCUUCACAUGCUUCAUUUGUAGAAUCUUGUAGUGGAUGACAAGUGCAACACUUCAGUUACUUCCAGGACAUUCUGGGAUGGACCUAAACUGGAAAUUAGGCCGAGUCUCAAGACCAGGUUCUGCUACAGUUCGGGUCACAGAUUUGGGUCGGCAGGGUCUCCUGAAUCCCAGUCCAUCAAUUAAAGAUGAUGAUGAAGAACUACUUGUGAAUGAAUAUCUUUCCCCCAACAAACUGAAAACACUGACUGGGCUAGAUGAUCUGCGUCAAGUGAAAGCUCUAGAGAUGCAUGUAGACACAAGAGAGAACAGCCUUGGAAACUUUGGUGCUUAUCUGCCUAAUCUAAAACAACUGAAACUGAAUAGCAGCAUGCUUAUGUCAGUGAGGGACCUUGGAACAGCAUUGUCUAAUCUUCAAGUCCUCUGGAUGGCUCGCUGUGGGCUUCCAGAUUUAGAUGGUAUCUCUUCCUGCUGCUCUUUGAAGGAACUCUACAUAGCAUAUAACAAUAUUGCUGACUUAAGUCAACUUAGCCUGUUGGAGCACCUUGAGAUUCUAGACCUAGAAGGAAACAACGUGGAGGACCUCAGUCAGAUUCAGUAUCUGGGGCUCUGUGUUACUCUGUCUGCCCUUACAGUGGAAGGAAAUCUUAUUUGCUUGAAGCCAAGCCCACAAUCUCCAGAGGUCCCAGACUACAACUACAGAGCUGAGGUGAAAAAACUCAUCCCUCAUUUAAAGUAUUUGGAUGAAAUACCAGCAGACCAAACUGAUCUUCCUUUCCCAUGCAAGAUGAACAAAGAGUGGCUACUUGUCAAGGAAUCCAUCAAAGAUGGAAGUUUAGUUGAAGAGGCAUAUUGUUCAGAUUCUUAUUUAGGACCUGUAGCAAGAAGGCCCGGCUCUGCUGUGAGACCUGCCAUAACUCAGCUCUUGUCAGCUUCUCGACCUCAGAUUCCACAAAGACCACUUAGCGCCCACUUGCUCUCUGGUAGUAGCACCCUCCUGGAGGCUACCAUCUGUGAUGAGAUGUUGCCUGAAGAUGACGCCAGUGACUUGACACAUGGUGUCAGCAGAGUUAUUUGUGGGAACCCCAUCAAAGCUCUUCAUGCACGGAGACAGAAACUAGGUCCUACAGUAAUGAACCUGUUUCAGCCACCAAGUCAGCUGGCAGUACAUCCCUUUGGCAUUGAAGAAACUGAUUAUGUAAAUACGGAUGACAUCUACGCUGAGCUGAAACUCCUGAAAGAGCAUCACCUCCAGCACCUACAAGCUCUCCAAAGGGCAAAUUCUCCCCAGGAGCUAAAAACAACACCAACAUUAAGUGAGGAGGAGGAACACUACAGCCUGAGUGACAGCUGUGAUGAAGAUCUGAAAGAAGCCACUCAGGAGGAGAUCAUGGAAAUCACAUCAUCAGAUUCUUCUUGUCAGUCCCAUCUUUCUCAGUCGUCAUCAGAUUCAUUGCACAUCCAGGAAAAUUCAUUGCCCACCAUUAUAAAGCGCUCUAUUGUACCCUCUCCUCCAAAAAGUCCCUCGCCUGCAUUCAUACAGCGAGUGAGAACUGAGUUUGUUGGAGCUAGACGCCUGAAAGUGCACAGUUCAGAAAAGGCAGUUCUACCGAAGCCACAGCCUUCAUCAACUCAGAACAGUGAUACAGUGCAGAAUGUGUUUGAGAAGACUACUGUUCAGAGUCUCAGCAGAAAACCUGAUUUCUCCUUAUCUGAUACAUCUAUCUUAAGUCAGAGGCAUAGGACUUUUGGCCCCGACAGCAAGCAGACCAAGAGACCUGUUUCAGGACCAGCAACAAUUGGACCAACAAACAUCAGAGCCUCUGUAGAUAGAAAGCUCCUCAAGAUUAUCAACUCUCAUCAACCUGCUGUUCGCUCAUGCACAAAAAUGCCAGAGGGACUUGCAGUUCUGAACGUGGUCCGCCCUCUGACUGCCAAGGCUGCCCUGCAGAGCUUGCCGAGCAAGCCAAAUAUCUCAAUGACGGCUCAAAGCAAGACUCCCAAAUUGUAGGAAAUGCCCUCAGCAGCUGUGCGUAUGUUGUUGCCAAGUCACAGACGCUUUCAGCUGCUUUCUGUGUUUCCCAUCUUCCUAUGAGCAACACAGGCUGGCUUCUCUGACUCAUCGCGAUCUCUGAACACAGUAGUGCCCUAGGUAAGCAAAGCAGUUUAAAUAAACAAUUUGAUUGACCUCAAACAGAACUGCUGCUGCGAAUGGAGAAUCUGCAACUCCCCUAUCAACCAUUUUGGCAGCUUCUGCAAAAGGAGGAAUGAAAGCUUGUGCCUCCAUAGCCCUUUCAAGUGGCUGUAUGCCUAAUGUUUACAGCAGCUGCGUGCCUGGCCUCAUGGCCAGGGUGGCCCCUUUGACUCAUCCAGUGGAAGGAAGGUACAGACCAUCCUUCAGCAUUCCCUCAGGUAUCCAGCUGCAGCUACUUCCAUGUGUCCAACUGCUGUCAAUGGGAUGCAGUCCCUCUUGUGAAAUCACACAACAGACUGGGAAAGCUGUGUAGAAUGGAAUUGAGUGUGCUUUGAGCAGGACUCUCACUUUCAGAGCACAUCCUUGAUUCAGGCACGAACUUGGAUUCCACGUUGAUGUAGAAACACUCCAUCUUGCUUGAAAUCAUUCUUCUCUAUUCUUUUUAGCAGGGGAAAACUCAGUAGUUCAGAGGGAGUUUGGGAGAGGGGGAUUGAGCACAUCACUUUGUUUUUUUGUACUUGGAAGGAACUCCUGAUGCUCAUCCAGAAUGCUGUCAUACAGAUAUACCUGAAUUGGGUGGGUUGUGUUUUCUCCAAGCCAGAUGUCCGUUGUAAAUAUAUUUGCAGUGGACAAGGUUGAUUCCCAACAAUCUCUCCUUUACCUCAUCUUUUUCAAGCGUUUUUACCACAAAUGUAUUUGCAAUCAAAUGUUCUGUAACUUUUUUUUAUGAGAUCAGUUUUAAAGGAAUACAAGAAUAUGUGUGUGCGUGCAUGUGCUU